Messenger RNA from Oppia nitens, 1455 nucleotides. RefSeq names its product major facilitator superfamily domain-containing protein 4B-like. The transcript has a single exon. Gene Ontology annotation, biological process: transmembrane transport. The record is from RefSeq and is a predicted model, not a curated record. NCBI's taxonomy places the organism in Eukaryota, Metazoa, Arthropoda, Arachnida, Sarcoptiformes, Oppiidae. Bases 1 to 1455 code for a protein of 484 amino acids.
AUGGCUAAGAGACGCGAAAUACAAGUGAGUUAUAGACAGCGGACGAACAGUGGCUGCCAAUUGGUGGCCACCAGUGAUGGGUCUUUGCGGACCAAUUGGCACCGAUAUGUGUACACUAUUUGCAUAUUUCUAAAUAAUUUAGCGUUUGGUAUAACGUGUAGUAUUUUCUACCCAACGAUGGUCGACAUGAAGUACAUGUUUGACACUUCAAUGAAAAACAUUUCUAUCAGCAAUACCUUCGGGUCUGUCGGUUACCUCUUGGGUUCACUCUUUGGGUUUCUCUACAAACGUAUUAAUAGACAGUUGACUGUCAUUGUGCUUAUGGUGACAAUCAGCAUAACUAUAGCUGUGAUGCCAUUAUCACCGACUCUAUUGGCACUAUAUAUGUGUUCAUUUGUGACACUUCUUGGUGGUGGUGCCUGGAAUGCGGCCCAUAAUGUUUGGCUCAUUGAGCUCUGGCAGCACUCGAGUCCACCCAUCCUCCAGUUCUCUCAAUUCAUGUAUGGCUUGGGCUGUAUAUUAGCACCACUUCUGGUUAAACCAUAUCUGACCGGAGAGUUGUCGCCCAACAACUCGACAGUCAUUUCCAAUAUAACCACAACUACAACAUUACCCACAAUAACCACUACUGAUAUCAAUGAAUCGGUGGAUAGAAGAUCACUUCUUAGGAUACCAUUUAUGGUGGACGGACUGAUUCAGUCUUUUAUACCAAUAGUGUUGUUAAUUAUGUUUUUUAUUAAAAGAUAUGAAUAUUCAAAACCAAAUGAAGUGCCCAAAGAGUCAACUUCAGCCAACUAUGGAAUCGAUAACUUUGAUAACUACGGCAGUAAUAGUUAUGCAGCCGAAGAAACAACAAAUAUCAUUGAAGUCUCGGACAGUUAUAAACGCGACCGUCGGCUAAAUAUAGUGUUGAUUGCAAUCUUUUUGGCCACUUAUACGACCGUAGAGUUGGCUCACUUUGGCUACAGUUCCACAUAUUAUCAGUUCAUAUCAAUACGUUUGAGUGCUUCAGAAUCGGCAGAAAUAUUUUCAAUAAUGGCCUCAAGUUUUACAAUCGGCCGCUGUAUCAGUGCCUUCAUUGCUAUUAAACUGAAGCCCAAAGUGAUGAUUGCAUAUCAUUUCAUUGUGAUCGCCGUCGGACUGACCACAUUAUACUUUGGUCAGUCAUCGGUGAAAUUCAUUUGGUUGGGUAAUGUCAUCAUAGGAUUCGGUUUUUCAGCCGUUUUUCCGGCCAUUUUCGCUUUUGCCGAGCAGUACAUCAAAGUUAAUGACACGAUAUCAACCAUUUUGAUCUUCUCGAGUGCUUCGCUAACAUUGUUUACGCCAUUCAUUUUGGGACCUUUUCUGGAGAACAGUUCAUUCAUUUUACUAGAGUUUGAAAUUGUCUUUUUCUCCGCCAGUGUCCUACUAUUUGUCGUUAUUUUGUUUGUCAUCAAACCUAUUGACAAUCAAUAA